Molecule: messenger RNA, 1347 nt
Organism: Penicillium argentinense
Lineage: Eukaryota; Fungi; Ascomycota; Eurotiomycetes; Eurotiales; Aspergillaceae
Product: M24 family metallopeptidase
Exons: 1
Coding region: 1-1347 (448 amino acids)
Source: RefSeq, a predicted model, not a curated record
AUGGUUCCUGUUAAAAAGCCCCAGCCAUUUCAGCGAGCUUUGCACUUCUCCGAGGAGGAGUUCCGACAACGCCGACAGAAUGCACUUGAUCUCAUGAAGCGAGAGAAGCUUGAUGGAUUCUUGAUCACCAAACAAGAGUCGCUGUACUACUUCACUGGAUUCGACACCUUUGGAUAUGUGUUCUUUCAGGCCAUGUACUUCCACAUUGACGGCUCGAUGCGGCUUAUUACUCGCAUGCCAGACCUUCGCCAGGCCCUCUAUACCUCUAUCCUCAAGGAAGAAGAGAUUCUGCUUCGCCCCGAUGACGUGGGUAGCAACCCGGUUGCCCUAGUCGCACAGGUUUUCAAGGAGUUCGGGAUUAACUCACCCUCGCAUCGAAUUGGCUAUGAGCCCAAUUCUGCGACGUUGAACCUCGAAAUUGGCAAGCUACUAGAGGAAACGACGAGUGGCCUAUGCACUUUGGUCAACCAUAGUACUCUUUUUGGUCGCGAACUACGAAUUAUCAAAUCAGAGGCUGAGCUUCAUAAGAUCCGAAAGGCCGCCUAUUUAGCUGAUUUUGCGCUAGUCAGAGCGUUGAAAUUGGCCAAGCCUGGCGCAUAUGAAGGCGACUUAUGGCGCGAAAUUACUGGGACGGUGUAUGAAGGUGGUGGGGAUGAUCCUGCUAAUGAGAAUAUUCUCGUUUCCGGCAACAAGGCUGUCCUUACUCGGUACUCGACCGGGAAGUCGAAGAUUGAUCGCCAAUUGACUCUAGAGCAUGCCGGUGUCUAUAAACACUACCAUGCCUGUCUGAUGCGAACUAUUCAUAUCGGCGGAGUUACUAAGCUCGCUCGUCGUAUGUUCGAGGUCAAUAUUCUACAGAUGGAAGCAGCGAUGGCCGCUCUUAAGCCAGGAAAGGAGAUUGGCGACGUCUUUGAAGCCUAUGCUCGAGUUGCAGAUGAGAAUGGGUUCAAAGAACAGCGGUUUAGCGCUUGUGGAUAUAGCAUGGGCGCUACUUUUGCUCCUACUUGGAUGGACUACCCUAUGUUUGUCCGAGGCCAAAAUGUCAUUGCGCAGCCAGGCAUGGUGUUUUUUAUCCACAUUAUUCUGAUGGAUAGAGCGACUGAUACUGCUAGCUCUAUCGGGCAAAGUGUCGAGGUUACCAAAGACGGGUGUGUUUCUUUGUCAAAACUGCCUUUCUGUAUAACUCGAAAGCAGACCAUUGCGGCUUGGAAAAAAAUCAAGAAAGAAGAGUACGGAUUUACUGCAAAGGAGGAGGAUGAAGGAGAGAAUCUUCAGGACGUCGAGCUUUCUGACGGUGAAAUUGAUGCUGAGGAUUACGAGGUAGAAUAUGAUUUCAGUGAGUACUAG